AUGACAACUCUGGAGGUCAUCAUUAGAGGAAAGAAUGCUGAAGGUGACAGUGAAACCAAGCUGGAGGAAGUGUGUGUCCCUAUAAGGGACAUUCUUGGCAAAGUUUGUGCAGGGCUACUUCAAAAUGCCCAGGUCUUGGAUAAACUGAAAGCUGAACGUGAGUGUGGUAUCACCAUUGAUAUCUCCCUGUGGAAAUUUGGGACCAGCAAAUAUUAUGUGGCCAUCAUUUAUGCCCCAGGACACAGAGACUUCAUCAAAAACAUGAUUACAGGCACAUCUCAGGCUGACUGUGCGGUCCUGAUUGUUGCUACUGGUGUUGGUGAAUUUGAGGCUGGUAUCUCCAAGAACGGGCGGACCCGUGAGCAUGCCCUUCUGGCUUACACACUGGGUGUGAAACAACUAAUUAUUGGUGUUAACAAAAUGGAUUCCACUGAGCCACCCUACAGUCAGAAGAGAUAUGAGGAAAUUGUUAAAGAAGUCAGCACGUACAUUAAGAAAAUUGGCUACUAUCCUGACACAAUAGUGUUUGUGCCAAUUUCUGGUUGGAAUGGUGACAACAUGUUGGAGCCAAGUGCUAAUAUGCCAUGGUUCAAGGGAUGGAAAGUCACCCAUAAAGAUGGCAAUGCCAGUGGAACUACACUGCUUAAAGCUCUGGAUUGCAUCCUGCCACCAACUCAUCUAAGUGACAAGCCCUUGCAUCUGCCCCUCCAGGAUGUGUACAAAAUUGGUGGUAUUGGCACUGUCCCUGUCGGCCGAGUGGAGACUGGUGUGCUCAAACCUGGUAUGGUGGUCACCUUUGCACCAGUCAAUGUGACAACUGAAGUAAAGUCAGUUGAAAUGCACCAUAAAUCUCCA
This is a messenger RNA of Tupaia belangeri chinensis (Chinese tree shrew), 855 nucleotides long. RefSeq names its product putative elongation factor 1-alpha-like 3. Gene Ontology annotation, molecular function: GTPase activity; GTP binding. The record is from RefSeq and is a predicted model, not a curated record. The transcript is spliced from 2 exons. Lineage: Eukaryota; Metazoa; Chordata; Mammalia; Scandentia; Tupaiidae. The annotation marks the transcript as partial.